Pipistrellus nathusii (Nathusius's pipistrelle) is the source of this 381-nucleotide messenger RNA. Lineage: Eukaryota; Metazoa; Chordata; Mammalia; Chiroptera; Vespertilionidae. The record is from the annotation of a GenBank genome assembly.
AUGGCUUCACCAGCGGAGCUUAACCGCCCCUCCACGGGGCCCUCUUCUCAGCCGUCCAAUGAAGAAGGUUCCGGAAACCUUUCACCCCAACAGGACACAGAAGAAUAUGUACUGACAAGGAGUUAUGGUCUGGUCUACAGGAGGAGACGUGGAGUGAGAACCAUGGCGAGUCUUAAAAGAGACCUCAAAGGCCUGUUUCCAAUAUGGCUGAGGCGAAGGAAUGAGGCUAUUCAAAACCGCAAGAAGAACAAGCAAGAGCCAAUAAUUGAUUGUGACUGUAGUGAUUGCCAAUCAAAUCCAGGUCUUUCUGGUAUUAUUAAGGAUUAUGAAGCGGUUUUGGCUGCCUUGCCUAAGUUGCAAGAGUGUCAGCCUGAAGACUGA